AUGUUCGGGUCGACCGCCAACAAGCACGAUUCCAGACAACAUCGAAUGAGUACGACAAUGCUUGCGAAGGAUCGACGGGUAAUGUCUUUGAAAAUAGAAGCAGAAGAGUUGAAAAUAAGCAAAGACAGUGUAAACACUAUUACUCAUGAACAUUUAAAAAAGAAAAAGAUUUGUGCUGUUGAAAGGAAAAUGUCUGGCCGUGAAGGUGGAAAAAAGAAGCCUCUGAAAGCCCCAAAGAAAGAACAAAGGGAAAUGGAUGAAGAUGACCUAGCACUCAAACAAAAAUUAAAAGAGCAACAGAAAGCUUUACAGGAAGCUAAAGCUAAAGCACAAAAGGGCCCUCUGACACAAGGUGGAAUAAAGAAAUCUGGUAAAAAGUGA
Molecule: messenger RNA, 381 nt
Organism: Parnassius mnemosyne (clouded apollo)
Lineage: Eukaryota; Metazoa; Arthropoda; Insecta; Lepidoptera; Papilionidae
Source: the annotation of a GenBank genome assembly